This is a messenger RNA of Sesamum indicum (sesame), 1196 nucleotides long. Lineage: Eukaryota; Viridiplantae; Streptophyta; Magnoliopsida; Lamiales; Pedaliaceae. The record is from RefSeq and is a predicted model, not a curated record.
AAAGGAAAAAUAAAUAACUUAGUACGAAUUUCAACGCCCUUAUACGAUACCUUACUCUUCUUCUCCUUCUUCUUCAGGCAGCCACACGAAUAAAUUCGGAAGACAUUUCGUCAUUGCUCAAGUCCCAGCAGCAAUGCAGCAGAAAAUAACAAUACAGAAUAAGCGUGGUGAAAAACUUGUUGGUAUAUUGCACGAGACGGGUUCGGCGAACCUUGUAGUUCUGUGCCAUGGAUUUCGGUCCUCAAAGGAUGACAACAUCAUGCUCAACCUUGCUGUUGCUUUAGAAACUGAGGGAAUCUCUGUGUUCCGCUUUGAUUUCUCCGGAAAUGGGGAAAGUGAAGGCUCAUUUCAGUUUGGUAACUACAUUAGUGAGACUGAAGAUUUGAGAUCUGUGGUUGAAUAUUUAAGAGGAAUAAACCGCUGGACAGUUGCGGUUCUUGGGCACAGUAAAGGUGGGGAUGUUGUUCUCCUGUAUGCAUCUAGAUAUCAUGAUACACAUGCCGUGAUAAAUGUCUCUGGUCGUUAUGAUCUCAAAAGAGGGAGAAGGAGGUUAUCAAGUUACUGAGGAAAGUAUGAUGGAGCGACUCAAUACAAACAUGCAUGACGCAUGCCUUUCAAUUGAUAAGAGAUGCAGGGUAUUGACAGUACACGGAACGGCCGAUGAAGUUAUUCCAGUAGAAGAUGCACGGGAGUUUGCCAAGAUCAUACCAAACCACAAAUUGCAACUUGUAGAAGGAGCUAAUCAUGGAUAUUCUUCACAUCAAGAUGAAUUAGCCUCAGCCAUUUUGCCAUUCGUAAAGGAAUGCAUGCAACACGGUGAAGAUGUCUCCAUUUAGGAAUAAUUUGCUCAACCAUAAACCAGCUGAUUGAAAAGUUGUAUCUGAGUGUGAUCAAAUACUGGUAUGUUAAUAAAUUCACCACCAAUAAAUCUGUGUCUUAUUUUCACAACUACUCAGAAGUAUUCUCUGCAAAUUAGACAUUAUUUUUUGGGAUGAAGUUGUUUCCAAAUUGGACGAACAAUGGUCUUCUUCCAUUCAUCAUUUAUGCCAUUUUAUGAUCACUGCUUAGCUGAUAAGGCUAUGCUGCAAGAUUCAGAGGAUUACUACAAGAAUGUCUUUACUAGUCAUUGUAUUCUCACCAAGUCUCUUGUCUGUUAUAAGUUUGUCCCUUGAAAAAAAGAUCUUUGCUUCAAAGGC